Molecule: messenger RNA, 866 nt
Organism: Lingula anatina
Lineage: Eukaryota; Metazoa; Brachiopoda; Lingulata; Lingulida; Lingulidae
Product: monocarboxylate transporter 13-like
Biological process (GO): transmembrane transport
Molecular function (GO): transmembrane transporter activity
Source: RefSeq, a predicted model, not a curated record
GUGAAGGGGAAUAUCAUGGUGGCGAACUCUGUGGCGGCUACGGUGCUCAGUGUGAAUAAUAUUAUUGCAGCAUAUUCGACAUCUUUGACUGCUUCAUAUGUGUAUUGUGCUAUCACGGGGUUUGUUCUUGGUCCAUACCUUGCCGGGUAUUAUCCAGUCAACAAUGAAAUCAUGGACGGAGAAAAUAUCGAUACGUUAUUCAUGACGAUGCGUUUCAGCAAAGGUGUUGGAGGAACUGUGGGACCCUACUUGGCGGGACACAUUCGUGGCGUCACAGGUAGCUACUAUGCAGUGUUCCUGUCCAUUGCGUCAUGUUUUGGCGUGUUCGUUUUUGCACUUUCUUUGCUUAUAUACAUCAGGAAGUGGAGGAGUUUGAAAAGUUUGGAAGGGAUGAGGGACGUCAAUGCGUUUAAUUGAAUAAUUUGUCCACGUUUUUACGCGGUGGAUUACUUUUUACAAAUAAACCCUGAAAGAUGGUUCAAACUUUAUUACUUUGGCAUUUCCGCCCCAUAUUAUAUAUCUACACAUAUUUAAGAUCUCGUAUGUCACCCCACAAGCUGGGAUAUUCAGAACAACAUGAUAAUUGCAAGGACAUGAACGGCUUAAGGUCUCGUAUGUCAAUAUUCCCAGUCGAUUCUGAUAGAAUGUUGCAGUAGAUUUGACGUUCUAUUUCCAGUGCAGCCAAGCUGAGAUUUAUAGUUUGAAAUUGUUAGCGUGAAAAUAAUCUCAAUAAUGCUACUAGGCCCUGACACGUACGCUUUGACUGGUCGCGAUGACAAUGUGGGGCAUUGGUAAAUCUUGGGUGACUAGAAGAGAUGUUAUUAGUCAGAUUUUGUCAAUGAAAAUCUUGACAUUAAAUCUGUUAA